This is a messenger RNA of Orbilia oligospora ATCC 24927, 918 nucleotides long. RefSeq lists its product as uncharacterized. The coding region runs from base 1 to 918 and encodes 305 amino acids. Lineage: Eukaryota; Fungi; Ascomycota; Orbiliomycetes; Orbiliales; Orbiliaceae. The transcript has a single exon. The record is from RefSeq and is a predicted model, not a curated record.
AUGUGCUUCUUCAACCGCCUCCGCUUCAAAUGCGGCCACACCCAAACCUGCAUCUUCCAAACCUGCACCACAGCCCGGCACACCCGCGGCCGAACCUAUCACACCACCUGUCGUCCCUCAAAGCGUUCCAACCGUAACGUUCGAACAUGGGAUCUUCUAGGCUCAUGCGAAAACUGUCUAAGACUUCAAUACGGCGGUAGUAGGGGUUAUUCCAUGGGUACUGGUAUCGGUAUUCCUAGUGAUUAUAAUAAUCGCUAUGGAUAUGGAUAUGAUGCAUUUGGAGGUGGGAGUAUGGGAGAAGGAUAUUAUCCGUACUACCCUGCUGGUGAUAGGGUAUAUAAUAAUUAUGGUUAUACCGGUGGGUAUAAUACCCCCCGUUAUUGGGACCGCGAUCAUCACCAUAAUCGAGGAUACAAUAACUAUAAUUUCAUAAACCCAUAUUCCUCACACCACCACCGUCGUCAUCAUCACCAAAUCUCCUCUACCAACCCCGACGAAUGCGACGAAGUAAAUUGUAUGAAUAUAAAUACUCCAAAAGACAUCGAAAGGAACUUUAUCAGAAGUGGAUGGGGUAGCCCUUAUAUUGGAUCUGGUGGUAAUAGAGGGGCGUUGGGGGGUGAUGGGUAUGGUGGAUAUGGGUAUGGGUAUAAUAGUGGUAGGAAUAGAUUGUUGGAUAGUAUGCAGGGAGGGAUGGGCAUGGGGUAUCCAUAUGGACUUGAUUAUGGGAGGUAUAUGUAUCAAGAUGAUGAUGUUGAGGGAAUGGGGAUGAGAGGAUUAAGUCCAGAAUUGGAAACGACGCAACUAAGGGCUAUUGAGGGUGGUGAUAGUUAUGAUGGGUAUGAUGGAGUGGGAGCACGAAGUCCGUUUGUGGGGAGGAGGGGGAGAACUCAUGUUCCUGAUGCUCAUAUGGUGGAUUGA